AUGAGGGACGACAGGCCGAGGAACAGCCAGCAACAACAAGAUUGUUCUUUUUACGCCAGCAACAGCCAAGGGUUACAACUCAAUAUCAAAUCUCAAUCCUCAUUCUGUAAAAAAUGCUUCUACUUGAAGCCCCCAAUUAGCCAGCAGAAGCGCUACCUUGAGAUGAGAAAGAAUGGCAGGAUGGAGAAAGCUUGCAGGUCCAUUCCUGAGAUCAGCUUGAAAGUUGACCGCCUCGCCAUCAGGGUAUGUAUGCUUUUCUCUAUGAUCUUCUCCCAUAGUUUGUAG
Messenger RNA from Linum trigynum, 285 nucleotides. The record is from the annotation of a GenBank genome assembly. NCBI's taxonomy places the organism in Eukaryota, Viridiplantae, Streptophyta, Magnoliopsida, Malpighiales, Linaceae.